This is a messenger RNA of Entelurus aequoreus (snake pipefish), 5104 nucleotides long. RefSeq names its product zinc finger protein 142 (gene znf142). The record is from RefSeq and is a predicted model, not a curated record. The coding region runs from base 293 to 4591 and encodes 1432 amino acids. Gene Ontology annotation, cellular component: nucleus. Gene Ontology annotation, molecular function: RNA polymerase II transcription regulatory region sequence-specific DNA binding; DNA-binding transcription factor activity, RNA polymerase II-specific. The transcript has 8 exons. Gene Ontology annotation, biological process: regulation of transcription by RNA polymerase II. Lineage: Eukaryota; Metazoa; Chordata; Actinopteri; Syngnathiformes; Syngnathidae.
CCUUCCCCCCAACACACGCGCUAAUUUAACAUUAGUUCCUCUUUCGUGUUCGCGUUUUACGUUCCACCUUUUAGAUCGUACGUUUUAGCCAUGUUUUCCUAUUUAUUUAUUUUAAUUUUACAGUGAGUACGUUUAUAUUUUAAUACGUGACACUUAGUUCAGAUGUCGAAAAAUGACUAACAUUUGGCCAAAAUGAACGGAAGCUACCGUUAGCAAGCAAAGCCACUGAUGAUGCUGGAUUGGAGUUAGCAUAUAAAGUACAAAAACACGAAACACAGGUGUGACAGUGGAGAUGAUGGAACAGCACAGAUGUGCAACAUGUGGGCAGAGUUUCUCAGAUGGUGGCCUGUCUGCGUCUCACAGCUGCUCAGACCGCCUACAUCAGGCCCCCACUUGUCGGCCACGAAGGGGAAAAAGUUCCAGCCAAGUCUGCACAUCAUCAGAACCGGAACAUGGCAAAGAAGAAGCGCAGCAACAAGUGAACAAUGUGGAAAAAGUGAGAAAGACGGCGAAAAAAGACACACGUUCAGCCAUGAACGCCACACUAUUGCCGACCAAAGAAUACCUUGCAGAGGGGGCCGAGCACAUUUACCGUACCCACACUUGCCCCAAGUGUCGACGCUGUUUCAAGAUGCGUUCCCAUCUGCAAGAGCAUCUCCAUCUCCAUUCUCCUGACCCCAGUCUGCAGUGCCCCACCUGCAAGCGGUUCUUCACAAGCAGGAGCAAACUGCGCGUACACCGACUCCGUGAGGAGGGCGAAAAAGUGCACCAUUGCCACCUGUGUGAAUAUUCCGCCGUGGAGCGCAACGCGGUCCACCGCCACCUCAUCACAAAGCACGCGGACGAGGCAGAAGAUGAGAAGAUUCGCCACAGCUACCCCUGUCCUGCAUGUGGUCAAAGCUUCAACCAGAGCAGGUUGCUGAAGGCUCACAUGAAGACUCACAACGUCAAACCCGACUGCGACGCGGCGAUGUCUUGCUUCCAAGAGGGUUGUUCCUUCCAGACGCCUCUGCGCAAGGUUCUCGUCCAACACGCCGCGGAGGCGCAUGAGAUCGAGGCGGUGGAAUGUCGACAUUACGCCUGUGCCGCCAUCUUUCCAGGUGACCAGGAAAUGGAGGCUCAUUACAGGACCCACCUGGCCUACCACUGCUCUCAGUGCGAGUUCUCGUCCUCCAACAAGAGCGCCUUCCUCCAGCAUCAGCGCCACGGCCAUCCAGGAAGUGAGAAACUUUGUUGUGACUUUUGCACCUUUUUCACAUUCAACCCCGUGGAAUUUGAGCAGCACGUCGGACACUUACAUGCCAACGAGAAGAUCCAUCACUGCCCUCAGUGCAGCUAUGUGACCUCACACAAGAGAGGCUUGAGGCGACACAUGCUUAUGCACAGUGGUGAGAAGCCCUUCAAGUGCAGCCUCUGUGACUUCCGAUGCCGAGAUGUCUCCUACCUCUCAAAACAUUUGCUCACACACUCGGACGACAAGAACUUCAUGUGUGCAGAGUGUGGAUACGUCACCAAAUGGAAACACUACUUAAACGUCCAUAUGAGGAAACAUGCAGGAGAGCUCAGGUAUGAGUGUGAUCAGUGUCCAUAUCGCUGUCACCGCAUGGACCAGCUCAACAGCCACAAACUACGACAUCAAGCCAAAUCACUGAUGUGUGAGAUCUGUGCCUACGCCUGCAAGCGCAAAUAUGAGCUCCGGAAUCACAUGCUGGCAAAACAUUCUGCAAUGGGCAAACAAGCAUCUGUAUAUAAGUGCAAAUACUGCACAUACACCACAUGUUUUCGACAAGCCCUUCAAAAUCACGAGAAUUGUAAACACACCAGGCUGAAACAGUACUGCUGUGCUCUCUGUCCUUAUUCCUCCUUCAGUAGCAUCAGCCUCUUCUUACACAAGAGGAAAGCCCAUGGAUACGUACCCGGGGACCAAACCUGGCUGAAGAAUUAUGCAGCAAAAGAAAGGGAAAGGAAUUCAUCUAGCAUGUCACAAGAUUUCCACAAUGAGUCACUAACAGGCAAUGAGAGAUCUGAGCAGUGUACUGAAGAAGCUCCAGCGGAUUACGUUGCCAGUGAAGGUCCUGAAGCUAAUUCACAAGGUGUUGAAUCACUGGAUGCUGAUGAAGUUGGCCGUAAAGAGGUUUUCAAUGAAGGGAUAUCGGAUAGCCUGCCACCUAGCACCAGCCCUGAGUACUGCACUCUUGUUUUGACAGCAUUAACGGCUGAAUAUGAAACUGCUUUUUUGCAAAAGGAGGACGCAACCGCUCACAUGACAUCCCCUUUACACUGCAGUAAAUCAGCCCUAGAAAAAGAAGACAUCCUUUUAUCUGCACACUCAUCAGAGGCAGACAAGCUUCCCAGGGUUAAUGAAGAAGGCAAACAAAGUCUAGCUGCUGACGAUUAUGAGUCAGAGCAGGAAACUCUAGAAUUGGAUAAUGAUUGUGGCAGUUCAGAAUCUUCCCAUGUGAAGCCCCCCUUGUUAGAGUCUUGUUUGAAAUCCACGAGGACACGAAAUAAGGACCAAUCAGAAGCUAUGGUUUUGGAGGGAAGAGUCCAGAUGCUUGUGGUGCCGACUAAAGAUGGUUGUGACAAAUUGUCUUAUAUUACAAAAAAGAAGAAGACUCUAAAGCAGCACUCUCCGUUGCUGUGUUGUGAUAGAACACCACAUCACGAGUGCCAGGCAUGUGGUGCCCAGUUCAAACAGAGGCGGGGCCUUAAUAGCCACAUUGCCAGGAAAUGCGCUGCAAUUCCCAAAAAAAACACAACUUUCAUUGGCAAAGCGGUCGCACAAACAGAAGACCACUGUGCUGUGGGUCCAGACAUGUCCAAAAAGCGGGGAGCGACACAUUCCCAUGACAAAGUCCUCACAAACCAAAACAGGAUUUCCUCAGAAGUAAAUGAGGAAUGCCUUCUUCGACAAAAACAGGAUGGAUCUUCAUGUAAUUUAACAGGUUCUGAAAGCGCCUCUACGUCCACUGAGUCAAAUCCUCAGCAGAGCAACAAACUGACAAAAAAGCCGUCAAAGGCUCAACAAGAAGACAUUCCAGUCCAGAGUGGAAAAUUCAUGUGCAGCCUGUGCAGUUUUUCAUCAGUCAGGCUUGCAACAGUGAACAGACACAUUUCCAUUUGCCAAAAGCGGUUACGAAAAAAAGAAACUGAGACAAUCUCAGUUGAGAAAGACCAUAAAAGUGAGGCCCAACGUGUUGCACCUCACACAUGCCAAUACUGUCCUUUCACCACCAGGAGGCGCUAUCGCCUGGAAGAACAUGAGUCUCUUCACACUGGAAUCGGACGCCACGCCUGCGACGUCUGCGACAAAACCUUCGGAGCGUUGACCAAACUGCGUCAACACAAGUUGCGCAUCCACGACAAACAACCCUCUCAGACGUGUCCGCUCUGUGACUACAGCGGCUACACACUUGACGACAUGAGAAGACACACCCUCAGAUGCCACACAGGAGAAAUGCAUCAUACCUGCACUCACUGUGAAGCUCGCUUCAGUUCAGAAGUUGCUCUGAGAAACCACUGUAAACGUGUUCACCAGCUCCUUGUGCUUUUCUCAUGCAACCAGUGUGACUACACUUGUAGCAACGAGACCGCACUGAGGACCCACCAGCAGGGCAAACACCCACAAAUGAACGGCACCACCUGCAAGGAGUCUUUGGAGACAAAAAAGAGCAUCAAGGUCCCGCGCAGAAUCCACCUCACACAUCAGUGCCAGCUCUGCCCUUUUGCGAGUAAAACGAGGCAGCUCCUCGCCCGACACCUUCUGGACGAGCACGAGGAGGGGUCUCCGCUGGAUAAGCCUCUCAGGUGCAGCAACUGUCCGUUCGCUUGUCAGCAUCCGCUGGUGUUGGAGCAGCAUCUCCGCUCCCAUGGAGGCAAGCGCAUGUACAAAUGCAGCGACUGUAAGUAUUCAACUGGCAACAAGCAGAAGAUGACGUGGCACGUUCGGAUACACACCGGAGAGAAGCCUUACAGGUGUGAGCAUUGUAGUUACGCCUGCAUUGAUCCCUCAAGGUUGAAGCUGCAUAUGAGGGUUCAUCAAGAGGAGAAGAAGUACCUUUGCCCAGAGUGUGGAUACAAAUGCAAGUGGGCCACUCAACUGAAAUACCACAUGACCAAGCACACAGGUGAGAAGCCAUAUGCCUGCGAUCAAUGCAAUUACCGCACCAACCGAGCAGAUGCCCUCCGUACACACCGGGACACGCAGCACUGCGAUGUGCGCUCCUACGUCUGCGAGAAAUGCGGCAAAGCCUUCAAGACGAGUUUUAUCCUGAAGACUCACCAGCGGCAGCACAGUGACCAACGGCCGUACACCUGCGGCUCGUGCCACAAGGCCUUCCGCUGGCCCGCCGGCCUCAGGCAUCACUUCCUCUCGCACACCAAACAGCAGCCGUUUCACUGUAGCCAUUGUUCCUACAGAGCCAAGCAAAAGUUCCAAGUCAUCAAGCAUUUACGGCGCCACCACCCAGACAUGCCGGUGGAGCAGGGCGUGGUCCGAGACUCCGAGGCUGGCAGCCUCACCCUGAAGGAGGCUUUGCGAGGAACUCUGAAUGACAGUGUAGUCGCGGAGGCAGAAAUGACAAAAACAUAACACAAAGGGACAAGACAAAACAUUGAGGAGUGGAUGCUAAACUGAAGACCAUCACAGUAUCUUAAAGGCGACCUUCGAUGAAUAACGUCUUUUCUGACAUAUAAAUGCUGUCACAGUGUUGGAUACUGUUGGAAACGCAAAAAAAGGUGAAGUAUUAUUUUUAUCUAAUCAUGGCAUGUGCAUAAUAACGUACAAGUGCGACAUGACAUAAAUGCUGCUAAAAACAGCUUUUUUUAUGCACUCUGAAUCGAUCGGUGAGUGUGCAGGUGUACCUAAAGGUGUGACUGGGUAAAUCUAUAUAAUGUUUAUGAAGUUUAUUUUCAACCGUGUUUAGAAAGAAAAUAGCGGUGAUGACUUCCAUCCCUUUUAUACCGCUUGUCCCUAUUACAGAUAGACAGACAAGCCUUGAUCAAGAUAUAUAUAUACACACAUAUAUAUAUAUAUAUCAUACUUGCCAACCUUGAGACCACCGAAUUCGGGAUAUUUGGGGGGGGGGUAUAUUUAUAGCUAGAA